GCGUCCCCUGAGGCUUGUCACCAACCCCUCCGCCCACCACAAGAAGAUAGAAGCUCUCCCCAACAGAACACCCCCACCUCAGCAGAAAAGAAAACUAAAUUGGAAGAGGCACACACAGAGAGAGAGAGGGAGGGUACCAGUGAAGCAAGGAAGAGGACUAGAGAGAGAGAGAUGGCAAGCGAGAUGGAACGAGCGAAGGGAGGGUUUUGGGGGUUUGCGGCGAGGAGGUGCGACUCGUGCAAGGGGUCGCCGGCGCUGCUGUUCUGCCGGGCGGACUCGGCGUACCUUUGCGGCACGUGCGACUCGCGCGUGCACGGGGCGAACAAGCUGGCGUCGCGGCACGAGCGGGUGUGGAUGUGCGAGGUCUGCGAGCAGGCGCCGGCCAGUGUCACAUGCAAGGCAGACGCCGCCGCGCUCUGCGUCACCUGCGACGCCGACAUCCACUCCGCCAACCCCCUCGCCCGCCGCCACGAGCGCGUCCCCGUCGUCCCCUUCCUCGAACCCGUCGCCACCGCCCUCAAGUCCGCCGGCGGCGGCGAGGGGUUCCUCUUCAAGGGCGUCGACGACUGCGACGAGGAGGAGAACGAGGCGGAGGAAGCGGAGGCCGCGUCGUGGCUCCUACCAAGUCCUACUCCCCCGAACCCUAACCCCAAAGGGGGGAUGUUGGAGGCGCCGGAGCUGAAAACGGCGGACUACUUCUUCUCAGAUGUGGAUCCGUACCUGGAUCUGGACUACGCCUCCUCCAUGGACGCCCGAUUCCACCAGACCGACAGCGUCGUCCCCGUCCAGGCCAAGACCGUCGGCGGCCCGCCACCUCCGCCCCUCCUCGCGCCUGAUGGCGGCCUGGAUCUCGAUUUCACCCAAUCCAAGCCCUCCUACAGUUCCUACACGGCCCAUUCCCUGAGCCACAGCGUGUCCUCGUCGGAGGUAGGGGUGGUGCCGGAUGGUAGAUACGGCGGCGGCGGCGGCGCGAUGGCGGACGUGACGAACCCGUACGGCAGCGGGGGUAGGGCGGGGAAUCCGGCGGCACAGAUGGACCGGGAGGCGCGGGUGAUGAGGUACCGAGAGAAGCGAAAGAACCGGCGGUUCGAGAAGACGAUCCGGUACGCGUCGCGGAAGGCCUACGCUGAGACGCGGCCAAGGAUCAAGGGGCGGUUCGCCAAGCGAACGGAGAUCGAAGCGGAGGUCGACCGUAUCUACUCCGCCGCGGCAGCGGCGGCGUUCAUGGUGGACCAUGGUUACGGCGUCGUGCCGUCCUUCUGAUCUCCGCGAUUCCGGGCCGGAGCCUGGAGCUCUGUUGUGAGAUUUAUUGUUGUUUUUGGCUUUUAUGAACUCUCUCCUUGUCUUCUUGUCUCGCUCUUUGAUGUAUAUUAUUAUUGCGUUUUUAAAGGCCUUUUUUUUGAAUGGCGAGAAAAAUUAAGUGUCCUCGGUUUGGAGGAGAGAGUGGCUUAUUCGGGGUA
Elaeis guineensis (African oil palm) is the source of this 1460-nucleotide messenger RNA. Its product is annotated as zinc finger protein CONSTANS-LIKE 3. The record is from RefSeq and is a predicted model, not a curated record. Gene Ontology annotation, cellular component: nucleus. Gene Ontology annotation, biological process: regulation of flower development. Gene Ontology annotation, molecular function: DNA-binding transcription factor activity; zinc ion binding; protein binding. Lineage: Eukaryota; Viridiplantae; Streptophyta; Magnoliopsida; Arecales; Arecaceae.